Molecule: messenger RNA, 2152 nt
Organism: Armigeres subalbatus
Lineage: Eukaryota; Metazoa; Arthropoda; Insecta; Diptera; Culicidae
Product: phospholipase B1, membrane-associated
Exons: 5
Coding region: 319-1566 (415 amino acids)
Biological process (GO): phospholipid metabolic process
Molecular function (GO): glycerophospholipase activity
Source: RefSeq, a predicted model, not a curated record
AGUUAUUCUUGUAAGAGCGCGCGCUCCGUUCACAUCGUGCUGGUUAAGUUCUUGGUCAUCCUCCCGCGCGCGGGCUCGUCUACGAAGUUUUCCGUUUUGCUUAUUAAUUCAAUUAGCGUUCAAGUGCCAUUUCGGUUAAUUUUUCGGUCGUUUUUUCCCCGUUGGAAAGUAUAUACAACAUAGGGUGAGGCGAUUCGGAUUUAUCCGUUGCACUGAAGCAGAAUUGUCAAACGUAGGUGCUAGAAAUCGCAUAAAUUCCGGAAGUUUUUCCAAGGCUGCCAUCCGAGUAAACAUCUAGAAGAUUUUUUGUUUUGCAAGAUGCAACUACUUGCAUUAUGUGUAGCAGCAUAUGUUGCUUCGACAGAACAAACUGAAAGUCACCCCGUGUUUAUGGUUACCUCUCUGGACUCUUAUCCUUUCACAUCAAUGCUGCGGUCAGCGCGAGAAAUGCUUUUCAACUAUAUUGGAUCUAACAGCGAAGACAUUUCUAAAUUUAGAAAAAACCUCAAAUAUGGUAAACUACAAAAACAAUUUCCUCCUCAUGAACCGUUCCCAUGCAAUAUAACAAGCAUGCGGAGUGCAACCAUCCCUUCAUCGGUUCACACUUUGAGACCUGGAGACAUAGACAUCGUUGGUGCAAUGGGGGAUUCGCUCACCGCGGGGAACGGCGCAAUGGCCACUCAGCUACUGGAGGUAUCUGUCGAGAACAGAGGACUUUCGUGGAGCAUUGGAGGUCAACAGACGUGGAGGAAAUUUUUAACAAUUCCAAACAUUCUCAAAGAGUUCAACCCGAAACUGUACGGUUUCGCUUCGGCAGAUGGCUUGUCGUAUCAAAAAUCGUCUCGGUUUAAUGUAGCGGAAAUAGCUGCGAUGUCCCAGGAUUUACCAUAUCAAGCGAAAAAUCUUGUGAAAAGAAUGAUGAGCGAUUCAAAAGUGGACAUUCAAAACCAUUGGAAACUGAUCACAAUCCUCAUUGGGGCUAACGAUUUUUGUUCAAACGUGUGUUACUUCGAAAACCCAAGCCAAAUACUUUUGGAUCAUGAACAAAACCUCAUCAGAGCUUUACGUAUUUUAAGAGAUCAUCUGCCACGUACCAUGGUAAAUGUAGCAUCUACUCCGAAUGUUUGUCAAUUAACCAAAGUGAUAGGUGUUCCUAGCGAAUGUGUUGCUCUACACAUGGUUGAGUGUUCCUGUGUGUUCGGUUCACAAUUCCAACACAUGAAAAAACAACUGAAUACGAUUAUUCUAAGUUGGAAUGAAUUGCAGCGGAACGUCAGCAACCGAGCCGAAUUCAGCGAUCGAGUUGAUUUCGUUGUAAACUAUCAGCCAUUUGCGGAAAACUUUUCUGUGCCUCGCAAGAAAAAUGGAGAUACUGACUUUUCGUACCUGUCGCUAGAUUGCUUUCAUCUAAGCCAAAAAGGAUACGCAAUAGCCGCGAAUUCAUUGUGGAACAAUAUGCUGGAUCCAGAGGGACGAAAAGUUAACUACAUAUCGUUUAAUUUUAGUUCCAUUCGUUGUCCUUCCCCUGAUCACCCGUAUUUGAUGACUACCAUAAAUUCUUCUUAAAUAUAAUAUACAUACUGCCCAUGAUCGCAUAUUUGUAACAUUUGCAUUUUAGUUUAUUUUUUAAAUCGUUCGUCAAUCCUCCCCACAAAAUAAUUUUUUUGGCCAAGUUUUGCAGUCUACAUUGCGGGGACAUUAUUUUAUAUUUCUGGGGCUUUAUUGUGUGUGCGGCUGUGGAAAGUUAGGUUAUGAGAUACAGAGGGUAAAGUGAAAGUAAACGUUUUCGACAUUCUCAAAAAUGGUGGUCCUGAACCGUCUUACCCUAGCUAGAUAAAAAUUCUCUUGUCCCUUUUUUGCCCCAUUUCACAAUAGGACAGCCCCAUAUAAAGGUGUAGCCAAAACUACCAAAAGGCCAAUUUUAGAUUUGGUUAAUGUGACCAUACGUCCCGCGUUUCGCGGGACAGUCCCGCGUUUUCACUUGUUGUCCCGCGCUGAGAAGCGUCCCGCGAAACGUCCCGCAUUCAACUUAUUUCUAGAUAAUGUCCCGCGAAAUACAGAAAAAUAGAAUAUAUUAUUAGCUAUUACUUAGUAAUUUAAAAGCAAUUAUUAGAUUUUAAAAAAUUUAUAAUUUUGACUAAGACUAACGUUU